Molecule: messenger RNA, 2160 nt
Organism: Echinops telfairi (small Madagascar hedgehog)
Lineage: Eukaryota; Metazoa; Chordata; Mammalia; Afrosoricida; Tenrecidae
Product: lysosomal alpha-mannosidase-like
Exons: 18
Coding region: 1-2160 (719 amino acids)
Biological process (GO): mannose metabolic process
Cellular component (GO): lysosome
Molecular function (GO): carbohydrate binding; alpha-mannosidase activity
Source: RefSeq, a predicted model, not a curated record
AUGGCAUCUGCUCCAGCAUCACAGCAACACACCAGCUACUACAAUACAACAAUCUGGCAGACAUGUCCCAAGGUUCACCCUGACAUGCUCAACGUGCACUUGGUGGCCCACACGCACAAUGAUGUGGGCUGGCUCAAGACGAUGGAGCAAUACUUUUGUGAAGAUCCAUCGGUGUCCUCACCUAACUGUGUGGUGAACAUCCUGAACUCAGUGGUGAAAGCCCUACUGGCCAACCCCACCCGCCGCUUCAUCUAUGUGGAGAUGGCCUUCUUCUCCCGCUGGUGGCAGAUCCAAACCAAGUCAACACAGAAGACUGUGCAGGAGCUGGUGCGCCAGGGGCGCCUGGAAUUUGCCAACGGCGGCUGGGUGAUGAAUGACGAGGCUACCACGCACUAUGGCGCCAUCGUGGAUCAGAUGACACUCGGGCUGAACUUUCUGGAGAACACGUUCGGCAAAGAUGGGCGUCCCCAGGUUGCCUGGCACGUUGAUCCCUUUGGUCACUCGCGAGAGCAGGCCUCGCUCUUUGCCCAGAUGGGCUUCGACGGCUUCUUCUUAGGGCGCGUGGACUACCAAGAUAAGUACAUUCGAGAGAGAGCUCAUCAGAUGGAGCAGGUGUGGCGGGGCAGUGCGAGCCUACAACCUCCCACUGCUGACCUCUUCACCAGUGUGCUCCCCAACAUUUACAGCCCACCAUUUGGAUUUUGCUGGGAUAUGCUUUGUAGAGACCCACCCAUGGUAGAUAAAUAUGGCAUCCCCACGUCCAGCGCUGAGAGACUGGCAACACAGUUCCUGACUAUAGCUGAUAAUCAGGCCAGGCACUACCGCACCAACAACAUCAUAAUGACAAUGGGUUCCGACUUCCAUUAUGGGGAAGCUGAAAGAUGGUUCAAGAACCUUGACAUGCUCAUUCAUCUGGUCAAUGCACAGCAGGCCAAGGGGAGCCGAGUCCACCUUCUGUACUCCACCCCAGCCUGUUACCUCCAGGAGCUGAACAAGGCCAACCUCACCUGGUCACUCAAAGAGGAUGACUUCUUCCCCUACGCCGACGGCCCCCACGAGUUCUGGACGGGUUACUUCUCCAGCCGGCCGGCCCUCAAACGCUACGAGCGCCUCAGCUACAACUUCCUGCAGGUGUGCAACCAGCUGGAGGCGCUGGCAGGACCUGAUGCCAACGCAGGACCCUUUGGCUCUGGAAACAGUGGGCCCCUCACAUCUCUGUCCUCCUGGGGGGGCUGCCCCCCGCCCCCCGAGGACCGCCAUGCUCCCUGUCCCACCCUAGGGGAGGCGAUGGCCGUGCUCCAGCACCACGACGCGGUCAGCGGGACCGCCCGGCAGCUGGUGGCCGAGGACUAUGCGCGCCGGCUGGCGGAGGGCUGGGGACACUGUGAGACAGCCUUGGUGCAGGAGGUGCACCAGAAGUUCUCAGAAUGGUGCUACCAAGUGGUUCGUCUGUACCCAGGACAGAGGCACUUGGAGCUGGAGUGGACAGUGGGACCAAUACCAAUGAACAUAAAUCACUUUGGAAAAGAAAUCAUCAGUCGCUUUGACACAGUGCUGAAGACAGGUGGACGUUUCUACACGGACAGCAAUGGCCGGGAGAUCGUGGAGAGGAGGAGGGAUUACCGGCCCACCUGGGACCUGAACCAGACUGAUCCAGUGGCAGGAAACUACUACCCAGUCAACAGCCGCAUUUACAUCACGGACGGGAACAUGCAGCUGACAGUGCUGACUGACCGCUCCCAGGGAGGCAGUAGCCUGAAGGAUGGAUCGUUGGAGCUCAUGGUGCACCGCAGAUUGUCCACAGAUGAUAAAAAGGGUUUGAAGGAGCCCCUGAUGGAGAUGGACCCAAACAGGAAAGGUCUGACUGUGCGAGGCCGCCACCUCGUGCUACUGGACAAGACCCAGAAUGCUGCCACCAGCCACCGACUGCUGGCCGAAAGGGAGAUCCUGGCUCCACAGGUAGUGUUGGCCCCUAGCGACGGCUCCCUCUCCUGCAGCAGCGGCAGCCCACUCAGAAAGCCCAUGGAGAUCCGCACCUUCUUGGCCUCCAUCAAAUGGAAGCGGUCUCAACAUUACUUGGCUUCCCCCAUCGUAGCUGGAGCACCCCGUAUCACAGACUGGGUGAACCACUGCCUCUCCAUCCUCCUGUUGGUGUGGUAA